AUGUCAUCAAGGAUUUGGCGAUCGUAUGCCUUGCGCUUCCUAGAUCAUACCAACUUCACGGUGACAAGCUUGACAGCAGGUGUCGUGCUGUACAGCUGUUCUGCUGGUGUGGCUUAUUUCAGUCUUGGCGCCGUUGCAUGUUCCUUGACUGUCAAAGUCUUGAAACGUGUCUUUCGCCAACCACGUCCACUACAUCCAAAGAAUAAAAGGACAUACGGGAUGCCCAGUACACACUCGGCGACGAUCACAUACUUUGGAACGUAUAUCCCCCUUGCGUGUGCAUACCUACCGAUACAUCCCUCUUUUCCUAGUAGCGCAAUGUCUAGGACUGUGCCUCCUCUCAUUGUCAUUCCUUGGGCAGCGCUUAUAGCCAUCUCCAGGAUCUGGCUGGGGCACCAUACAUGGCCUCAAGUCUUAUGCGGAUGUGCUUAUGGGUUUGCUUUCGCCUUCCUAUGGUUUGCUAUCUGGACCCACGGAGGGAGUCAAUAUGGUGACAUCGCUGAAGCGCAUGUACAAUCGUUGUUUGGGUAG
Messenger RNA from Heterobasidion irregulare TC 32-1, 531 nucleotides. RefSeq lists its product as uncharacterized. NCBI's taxonomy places the organism in Eukaryota, Fungi, Basidiomycota, Agaricomycetes, Russulales, Bondarzewiaceae. Bases 1 to 531 code for a protein of 176 amino acids. The record is from RefSeq and is a predicted model, not a curated record. The transcript has 3 exons. Gene Ontology annotation, molecular function: sphingosine-1-phosphate phosphatase activity.